Messenger RNA from Anopheles bellator, 786 nucleotides. RefSeq lists its product as uncharacterized. The coding region runs from base 1 to 786 and encodes 261 amino acids. Lineage: Eukaryota; Metazoa; Arthropoda; Insecta; Diptera; Culicidae. The transcript has a single exon. The record is from RefSeq and is a predicted model, not a curated record.
AUGCUGGAGGCGAUCUCCCACCGAACGGGGAUUCCGCGUGGUGAGCUCGUGAAAGGCGGCGGUAGUCAAUAUCAGGAUCAAACCAGUGGCCAUGGACGAAGGUUUCACGCGGCGCACGUUAUACGGGUUGGUGCUAUCGAUGAGCGGUUAAGAGAGAAAAACGUUUCACUUUACAAGGCCUUGGCCAACUUCAUCGGCCACACGCAAGUGGUGCCAAUGGAGGCAAACCAAUGGAAUGGCAUCGGAGGCAAGAUUGACCGUUUCCAGUCGAACCAUUUGGAGCACCUGGCAAGGAUUACCUUUAACGCUUUGUAUGACGAUGCCAACGAAAAGACGAUGACCGAUUUGGUGACACUGAUGGACCAGUUGAUUGGCAGUUUUGGAGAGAUCCCAACGAUUGGCACGGAUUUCCCGAAGACUGCCGAAGAAUGGUUGGACACUCCGGAAGAACUACAUGGAUACGCAGGGCUCGGAUAUAAUAUGGUGAUGAGUGGUUUCUUUGAAACAACCUACCUUGACUCUACUGCCGAUCCGGCCAAGCAGCAAGGCAUGGAAUCCGCGGAACACAGUAGUCACUACAACAAACGUGUACGUGAUCCUAAUCGGCAUAUCUCGACGCGCCUGGUCCGGUACUUCUCCUUCGGUGGCAUUCUGCAGGCGAUGGCCGAAGAAACAAAGCUUUCCUCUGCAGAACUCGUCCAAUGGAGAUCAAGUGAAUCGAACGAUGCCUUAUCCCAUCAUCGAACGAUGCCUUAUACCAUCCCAGAGAAGGUUCAAAGUUCUUAA